Nerophis lumbriciformis (worm pipefish) is the source of this 2790-nucleotide messenger RNA. Lineage: Eukaryota; Metazoa; Chordata; Actinopteri; Syngnathiformes; Syngnathidae. The record is from RefSeq and is a predicted model, not a curated record.
CGGAGUCGCGGAGCGAUUUGGCGGAAGAUGUUGAAGAGACGCGAACUUCUGCUAAGCAAACGGCCGCCAUGCGGUGAAGAUGAAAUGAUGGUUCCCGUGCUGAGUUCCAAAAAAGCCAGCGAGCUGCCCGUCAACGAGGUGGCGAGCGCUCUGCAGGCCAACCUCCAGUACGGGCUGAGCGAGCAGGAGGUCGCCCGACGGCGGCUCUUCCACGGCUGGAACGAAUUUGACAUCGGCGAGGACGAACCGCUAUGGAGGAAGUACAUCUCGCAGUUCAAAGAUCCGCUGAUCCUCCUCCUGCUGGCGUCGGCGGUCAUCAGCGUCCUCAUGCGGCAGUUUGACGACGCCAUCAGCAUCGCCGUGGCCAUCGUCAUCGUGGUCACCGUGGCCUUCGUCCAGGAGUAUCGCUCGGAGAAGUCUCUACAGGAGCUGGGGAAACUGGUCCCGCCCCAGUGCCACUGCGUUCGCGAGGGGCAGCUGCGGCACAUGCUGGCCAGGGAACUGGUCCCGGGCGACACCGUCUGCCUGGCGGUGGGCGAGCGCGUCCCGGCGGACCUGCGCCUUUUCGAGGCCGCCGACCUCUCUGUGGACGAGUCCAGUCUGACGGGCGAGACCGCGCCCUGCGCCAAAUCCGCCGCGCGCCAGCCGUCCGCCGGCGAGGGGGACAUCGCUUCCCGGGCCAACGUCGCCUUCAUGGGAACGCUGGUGCGCUGCGGCAAAGCCAAGGGCGUCGUCAUCGGAACCGGAGAGAACUCAGAGUUCGGGGAGGUCUUCAAGAUGAUGCAAGCCGAGGAGGCUCCCAAGACGCCGCUGCAGAAGAGCAUGGACCUGCUGGGAAAGCAGCUCUCCCUCUAUUCCUUCGGCAUCAUCGGCGUCAUCAUGCUGGUGGGCUGGCUGCAGGGCAAGCGGAUCAUGGACAUGUUCACCAUCGGCGUCAGUCUGGCGGUGGCGGCCAUUCCAGAGGGGCUUCCCAUCGUGGUGACCGUGACCUUGGCGCUGGGCGUCAUGCGCAUGGUCAAGAAGCGGGCCAUCGUCAAGAAGCUCCCCAUCGUGGAGACGCUGAGCUGCUGCAACGUCAUCUGUUCGGACAAGACCGGAACGCUGACCAAGAACGAGAUGACGGUCACCCAGAUGUUCACGUCGGACGGACUCCACGCCGAGGUGACCGGCGUGGGCUACGACGGCGGCGGCGAAGUUUUGGCCGACGGCGAGCUCGUCCACGGCUAUUCUCACCCGUCGCUGAGCAAGAUCGCCGAGGUGGGCCGCGUGUGUAACGACUCGAUCAUCAGGAACGGGACCGUGCUGGGCCGACCCACCGAGGGAGCGCUCGUGGCCCUCGCUAUGAAGAUGGGCCUGGACGGCGUCGAGCAGGAGUACGUGCGCGUGGAGGAGCUUCCCUUCACCUCGGACAAGAAGUGGAUGGCGGUGCGCUGCGUUCACCGCGCGCGGCAGGACCAGGCGGGGGUGUUUUUCGUGAAGGGCGCCCACGAGCAGGUGAUCCGCCUGUGCGCCUCCUACAACAGUCGAGGCGCCGCGCUUCCGCUCAACCAGCAGCAGAUAGAACUCUACCGGCAGCAGAUCGGCUACAUGGGCAGCGCCGGCCUCCGAGUGUUGGCCUUCGCGUCCGGCGACCAGAUGGGGGCUCUGACUUUCCUGGGCCUGGUGGGCAUCAUCGACCCUCCCAGGUCUGGGGUCAAAGAGGCGGUGGGCACGCUGCUGGGCUCGGGGGUCGCCGUCAAGAUGAUCACCGGAGACUCCCAGGAGACGGCCGCCUCCGUCGCCGGUCGUCUCGGCCUCUCGUCCAAAGGAGGGGAGUGCUUGUCGGGAGAGGAAGUGGACCGUCUGGACCUGCGGCAGCUCUCGCAAAUUGUCCCUCGGAUAUCCGUUUUCUACAGAGCCAGCCCCAGACACAAGCUCAAGAUUGUCAAGUCCCUGCAGAAUAUCGGCGCGGUGGUGGCCAUGACGGGCGACGGCGUCAACGACGCGGUGGCGCUGAAGGCGGCCGACAUCGGCGUGGCCAUGGGCCGUACGGGGACCGACGUGUGCAAGGAGGCCGCCGACAUGAUCCUGGUGGACGAUGACUUCAACACCAUCAUGUCGGCCAUCGAGGAGGGAAAAGGAAUCUACAACAACAUCAAGAACUUUGUGCGCUUCCAACUCAGCACGAGCAUCGCGGCGCUGACCCUCAUCUCCUUGGCCACGCUGAUGAACUUCCCCAACCCGCUGAACGCCAUGCAGAUCCUGUGGAUCAACAUCAUCAUGGACGGCCCCCCCGCCCAAAGUUUGGGCGUGGAGCCGGUGGACCGGGCGGUGAUCCUGAAGCCUCCUCGCAACGUCCGCGACAGCAUCAUCACGCGAGGCCUCAUCCUCAAAGUUUUGGUGUCGGCUUUCAUCAUCGUCUGCGGGACCCUCUUUGUUUUCUGGAGAGAGCUGCAGGACAACGAGAUCACGCCCCGCGACACCACCAUGACCUUCACCUGCUUCGUCUUCUUCGACAUGUUCAACGCGCUCAGCUCGCGCUCGCAGACGCGCAUGGUGCACGAGCUAGGCCUUUGCAGCAACCGCGCCUUCUGCGUGGCGGUGCUGGCGUCCAUCAUGGGACAGUUGCUGGUCAUCUACUUCCCGCCGCUGCAGAGGGUCUUCCAGACCGAGAGCCUCAGCUUCUUCGACCUGCUGUUCCUGCUCGUACUGACGUCAUCCGUCUGCGUGGUGUCCGAGGCCAUCAAGAAAGCGGAGAGGUGGCGAAGCGCGCCCAGGAGGACGCCCGCCGAUUGCUUCCAUCAGGUAUGA